UCUCCACACUCCCUCUCUUGCAGAGAUUAUGCACGAUGUGAUCCGGAAAGUGAAGAAGAAGGGUGAAUGGAAGGUGCUGGUGGUGGACCAGCUCAGCAUGCGCAUGCUCUCCUCCUGCUGCAAGAUGACCGACAUCAUGACAGAGGGUAUAACGAUCGUGGAAGACAUCAACAAGCGCCGGGAGCCGCUGCCCAGCCUGGAGGCCGUCUAUCUCAUCACCCCCUCCGAGAAGUCCAUCCACUCCCUCAUCAACGACUUCAAGGAUCCCCCCACCUCCAAGUACAGAGCUGCCCACGUCUUCUUCACUGACUCCUGCCCCGAUGCCCUCUUCAACGAGCUGGUGAAAUCCCGUGCCGCCAAGGUCAUCAAAACCCUGACGGAGAUCAACAUUGCCUUCCUCCCCUCCGAGUCCCAGGUUUACUCCCUGGAUUCAGCCGACUCCUUCCAGAGCUUUUACAGCCCCCACAAGGCCCAGAUGAAGAACCCCAUCCUGGAGCGCCUGGCCGAGCAGAUUGCCACGCUGUGUGCCACGCUGAAGGAGUACCCGGCCGUGCGGUACCGGGGGGAUUACAAGGACAAUGCCAUGCUGGCACAGCUCAUCCAGGACAAGCUGGACGCCUACAAGGCUGAUGACCCCACCAUGGGCGAGGGUCCGGACAAGGCUCGCUCCCAGCUCCUCAUCCUGGACCGUGGUUUUGACCCCGCUUCUCCGGUGCUGCACGAGCUGACCUUCCAGGCCAUGAGCUACGACCUGCUGCCCAUCGAGAACGAUGUCUACAAGUACGAGACGAGCGGCAUCGGGGAAGCCCGGAUUAAAGAGGUUCUCCUGGACGAGGACGAUGACCUGUGGGUCACCUUGCGCCACAAACACAUCGCCGAGGUGUCCCAGGAGGUGACCCGGUCCCUGAAGGAGUUUUCUUCAAGCAAGAGGAUGAACACGGGCGAUAAGACCACCAUGAGAGACCUGUCCCAGAUGCUGAAGAAGAUGCCCCAGUACCAGAAGGAGCUCAGCAAGUACUCGACCCAUCUGCAUCUGGCUGAGGACUGCAUGAAGCACUACCAGGGCACAGUGGACAAGCUCUGCAGAGUUGAACAGGACUUGGCCAUGGGCACUGAUGCGGAAGGCGAGAAGAUCAAGGACCCCAUGAGGGCCAUCGUGCCCAUCCUGCUGGAUGGGAAUGUCAGCACCUACGACAAGAUCCGCAUCAUCUUGCUCUACAUCUUCCUGAAGAACGGUAUCACCGAGGAGAACCUGAACAAGCUGAUCCAGCACGCUCAGAUCCCAGCAGAGGACAGUGAGAUCAUCACCAACAUGGCCCACCUCGGGGUGCCCAUCAUCACAGAUUCCACCCUGCGCCGCCGGAGCAAGCCAGAGCGGAAGGAGCGGAUCAGUGAGCAGACCUACCAGCUCUCCCGAUGGACCCCCGUGAUUAAGGACAUCAUGGAGGAUGCCAUCGAUGACAAGUUGGACACCAAGCACUACCCGUACAUCUCCACCCGCUCCUCCGCCUCCUUCAGCACCACUGCCGUCAGUGCCCGCUACGGCCACUGGCACAAGAACAAGGCCCCCGGGGAGUACCGCAGCGGCCCCCGCCUCAUCAUCUUCAUCCUGGGCGGCGUCAGCAUGAACGAGAUGCGCUGUGCCUACGAGGUGACGCAAGCCAGCGGCAAGUGGGAAGUGCUAAUAGGGUCCACGCACAUCCUCACCCCACAGAAACUGCUGGACACGCUGAAGAAACUCAAUAAAACAGAGGAAGAAAGCAGCAGUUAAGAGGGACGGACGGACGGACAGA
Molecule: messenger RNA, 1793 nt
Organism: Calidris pugnax (ruff)
Lineage: Eukaryota; Metazoa; Chordata; Aves; Charadriiformes; Scolopacidae
Gene: STXBP1
Product: syntaxin binding protein 1
Exons: 18
Coding region: 29-1771 (580 amino acids)
Biological process (GO): intracellular protein transport; neurotransmitter secretion; vesicle-mediated transport
Cellular component (GO): secretory granule; plasma membrane
Molecular function (GO): syntaxin binding
Source: RefSeq, a predicted model, not a curated record